Hippoglossus stenolepis (Pacific halibut) is the source of this 5885-nucleotide messenger RNA. RefSeq names its product leucine-rich repeat LGI family member 2. The record is from RefSeq and is a predicted model, not a curated record. The transcript has 10 exons. Gene Ontology annotation, molecular function: protein binding. Bases 3234 to 4868 code for a protein of 544 amino acids. Gene Ontology annotation, biological process: inhibitory synapse assembly. NCBI's taxonomy places the organism in Eukaryota, Metazoa, Chordata, Actinopteri, Pleuronectiformes, Pleuronectidae.
AGGCAGCUAUUUAAAAUGGGGACACCACUCACACAAGCACGUUGAGAUCAGUUUCUUACAGUGGCCACAUUAAAACAGCAGGUGUUAAAUCAUGAGCACCAUUUAUCAACACCACGAGAUCUCCAUUUUCUCCUCUGACACCCAGUUUUAUUCUUCGGUGGCUGAUGUGCAGACUCUGAAACAGUCGAGCUUUUACUGUUAUUUAGGGUGAAAUCGUGCAGAACUGGCAGGCGCUGCAGGAGAAGGACUGACGGAGCAGAGCGGGCAGCUGGCGGAGGAAUCAGGGAACCGAGCGGUCGAGGACUUGGACGUGGCAGGCGACAGGGGAUGAUGAAGCACAAGCAGACGGACACGCAGCUUCUGAGAGGGAACUGGAGAAGUCUGAGAGCUGGAGCACCUGCUGUGAAGCAGUCACCAGCAGCCAGACGCUGCACUUCUCCAGGUUACCCCCUCAACCCACAGCCCACCACCCCCCGACUCCGUGGUUUGAAGGGUAAAGGGUCAUCUUCGGAUUUGAAAGUGUCAGAUGUGAGCUGGUUUACUGGAUGCGAGGGAUUGGAGCGUCACCCGAAACCAACGAUAAUGACAAUUCACUGAGGGACGAUUCAUGAUCGUUAAUCACAUCUUCAUCAUUGUCUAGAAAGAAAUGGCGAGGAGAUGUUUGCUGUGGCGUCAUCUGGUUUCAGCUUGCACGUGUCUCAAGUGUUUCGGGGGUUUACUCUAACCUAAAAACAGCAAUGCUCCAUGUGGAGCUGUCAAGAAUUAUGCCAGCAAUGGCAGACAUGUACGGUUGCUCCCUCCUGGGUAUUUUGUUUCACUCAUGCUCACAGACCACUGGAUGUCCAGCAAAGGUCAGCACCUUGUUAGGGUCGGCUGGGACAACUAACAACACUAUUGUUGAGAGAAUACUUCUCUCGACAAAUGCUAUAUUGUGUUUCACUUUGAAAACAGAGAAAAUUUAGUGUUGAAAUCAAUUUUUUAGGCAAAUGACAGAACUGUGAUACACCAACUAUUUUAAAUUGAAUUAAUAAAUGUUGUAACUUUUCAAGGAACAGGCCAAUGAUCAGACUAUGCACAAGUUAUUUUGUACAAAAGUAUCUACAGAUUAAAUGUAGGCUAAUGUACAUACUCAACAAUUUUAUUAAAAUUUAAAUAAAAACACCCAUGUUCAUAAUCACACAAUGUGAUAGUGUGGCAGGGCAAUCCUCAAGUGUCUUCAUGAUUUUCUUUACCGUAUUUAUUGUUUAAUUUAAGAGUUUAAUAAUAAUUUAAUGGUUGAAUCCAACAAUUCACAAAUUAAUGUUAAUGUAAUUGUUGGAUUCACAACUCACAGUUGUUUUUUACGGUUGUUUCUUAUCAAAUAAAAAAUGUAAACUGAAAUAAAAUAAUACUGACAAUGAAAAAAGUUUAAUACUAAAUAAACUUUAGAAGAAAUACACGUGUGUACUAUUGUUCUUAAUUACUUUAUGAUUUUAUUAUGAAUUAUAAAAUACAAUAUGCUGCACAACUUACAUAUUAUUUUUAGUAAAAGUUAGGAAAAACAUGCUGUGGUUUUAAAAUGCUUCACUUUUGCUCUGUUAAUGUCUGGCGUCCACACCACUCCAAAGUUUUCCAGGCCCUAAAACAAAGACUUUUGGAAAUGCUGCAGACUUUGUCUUAGUUUGAAAACUACAGGAGUUUUAGUCUGGACAGGCAGAAACUGAGACUUUUCUAAACACACACAGAUUUGCUUCCUGAUUGCAGCUUAUCACUCAGGACUUGACCACCGGCAGUAAAUGCACAUCAUUACUAAGACUUAGUCUAAGUACCAGUUCCACAUCGUCGUUGGUCCAAUAAAAGAAAUUCUGUUUCUCUUAAGUAGUAUUUACUGCAACCAAGCAACCAACUGUAAAUAGAAACUGCUCCAUGUGUACACUGGCACACGCAUAACUAGUGUACGUGAAUGGUCACUUGAUACGGAGCUUAUUUCUGAUACAGAGCUCAAACACUUGUCUGGACGGGGAUUGCUUUUGUUUUAAAACUGUUUUAUAGUGAAACACACUAGUGUGAACGCAGCCUGUGGAUGUUGUGAAGUCCAGACACCUCACACCACCUGGGGGUCAUGUUCACUGCUGAUCAGAGCUGCAGCCAUCUUGAUUUGUAAAAAUGGCGAAGGCCAAGAGAUUCUCAGGGAGGAGCAACCGGAGUGGCCACCGAAACAAAGAUCAUAAGAGAGCAACAAAGAGCAUCUGGGAUCAGAACACACACACAAGGGGAGUGUCUUCACGCUUUGGACACCAUGACUCCACUGUAUCGUUACAUAGAACAUUGCUGUGAAGAAACACAUGUAUUUACAGUACAUUAGAUAACAUUUUAAAAGGUUUUAUAAUCAAAUUUUGAAGCUUAUAUAUAAUAUACAGUGAGAGCACAGUGAGAGCACAGUGAGAGCACAGUGAGGCGGCUUAAGACACAAGUGAUCAGCAUCAGAGUUGUAAAAUGUGUUGUUGUUUAUCAAGUGUUUGUCGUUUUCUGCUCAGAAAGAAGAGUUUAAAAGCACAACCUUCAAAAAAAUCAGUCUUUAAACUUGAAGGAAUAAUAAUGUGACAUCUAUUGUUAUGAUUAUCGAUAUAGAAUUAUUAUCUUUGUAUUUUGGUAUCAUUUUUGGCUGUAUUGACCAUUCCUGUACUAAACUGUUAUUUGUUGACAGAAACACUUGGGGUUUUGGUUAUCAGCAGCUGCUCUCUAGUGGUAAACCCAAGUAACUGCACACGUAGACCACUGCACCAUUGUAUGAUGGAUCAGUGAACACAAUGUUUUUUUAGUCGCCCAACCCCAUUUGAUCAGAACUGAAAAAUGGAGAUGACACAUUAUUAGAAAACAUAUCAAAUUUCUUUAAAGGUUCAACAUCUGAAUCACCAAAUCCUGCGCAUGGGGGUUGUAGCAGAAUAUGAAUCAGCCCAUAAUUCAGUGGUAAUAUUAACUUAUCAUACCCUAUGAUAACAGUUAUAAGUGUACCAUUCUUAUAGUCUUAUUAUUUGUGUUAUUUGUGUGUGCCUCUGUGUGUGUCAUCCAUAAUGAAAUCUACCGUUGCGGUCAGCGUGCAGUGGAGGAGGCAGCCCUCAGUGCUGCAGCCUGUGUCAGCCUGUGUCAGGAGUUUCCUCCACACUGCUGCAUACUGAUGUCGUCCAGGCAGAUAAAAUAAGCUGCUGCCGUCGCUCCUGUUUCACUGCUCUUCUUCACGCUCCAGACGCGACAUGACACCCGCCAGGCAGAGGCUCCUGGUGCUUCUUACACUUCUCUGCAUUAGUGGAGCAGCUGAAUCCAAGAGGAUUUUCAAAUGUCCUUCAGGAUGCGCCUGCUCCAGGGAGACCAUCAUCUGCGUCGGUCCUGCUCACAUGCCCAGGACCAUACCCAGCGACAUCAACUCACUGAGCAUGGUGAAUGGAUCCAUCCCUGAAAUCACAGAGGGCAUGUUCGCACUCAUGCCUUCUCUUCAGCUGCUGCUUCUCAAUGCAAAUUCUUUGACCACAAUUAAAGAUGAUGCUUUCUCUGGUCUCCCACAUCUUGAAUACUUAUUCAUCGAAGGCAACAAGAUUGAAACAAUCACCAAAAAUGCCUUGCGUGGUCUACGAGAUUUGACUCAUCUCUCCCUCGCCAACAACAAGAUGAGGUUUCUGCCAAGAGAUCUUUUUUUUGACUUGGAUUCGUUGCUGGAACUGGAUCUACGAGGCAACUCUUUCCAGUGCAGCUGUGAGAACAAAUGGCUGAUGACGUGGCUGAAAAACACAAACGCCACAGUGUCGGAUGUCUUCUGCGCAGGGUCCAGUGAUAUGAAGGGCAAACGGCUCCGCGACCUUCCUAUUCCACCGGGCGAGUGCAUGUCCACAGACUUUGUGCGUCAUCAGUCCAUUCCCAUUCAGUCCAUGUCAGCAGACAUCUUCUCCUUUAAAGAGGACAUCUAUGUGGCCAUGGCUGCUCCCAACACCAACAGCUGCGUGGUCAUGGAGUGGGAUCACAUCGAAAUGAACUUCAGAAAAUUUGAUAAUAUCACAGGGAAGUCGGUUGUUGGAUGUAAGUCGGUCCUGAUCGACAACCACGUCCUGAUAAUCGUCACCCAGCUCUUUGGUGGAUCCCACAUUUAUAAGUUUGACGAUCAACAAAACAAGUUCACCAAGUUUCAAACUAUUGAGGUCUUCAACAUCUCCAAGCCAAAUGACAUCGAGGUCUUCCAAUUGGACGGUGAUUGGUAUUUUGUGAUUGUGGACAGCUCCAAGGCUGGACUGUCCACUCUGUACAAGUGGAUCGACCAGCCAGACCGCAAUGAAACUGGUUUUAACUCCUACCAGUUUCUCCACGAGUGGUUUCGCGAUACGGACGCUGAGUUUGUUGAAGUGGACGGGAAGUCCUACCUCAUCUUAGCCAGUCGAUCUCAGUCACCUGUCAUCUACCUGUGGAACAAAAGCUCCCUGAAGUUCAUUCUCCAUGGUGAGAUUCAGAAUGUGGACGACGUGGUGGCAGUCAAAGCGUUUCGGGAGGACGGAGAGUUGUACCUGGCCACGACCUGCUACAUCGGUGACUCCAAAAUCCUCAAAUGGGCCAAUAAGCUGUUCACGGAGGUGCAGGCUCUGCCGUCUCGAGGAGCCAUGGUCCUCCAGCCGUUCUCCUUCAGAGACAGACACUACCUCGCCCUCGGCAGCGACUACUCCUUUACACAGAUCUACCUCUGGGACGCGGAGACCAAAACCUUUCGCAAGUUCAAGGACAUUUACGUGCAAUCGCCUCGGUCGUUUACAGUCGUGACCACAGACCGCAGGAAUUUCAUCUUCUCUUCCAGCUUCAAGGGCAAAUCCAUGGUUUUUGAGCAUAUUACUGUAGAUCUGAGCCUAUAGUGCCUCACAAAACCACAACUAAUGACAUUUUGAGUUGGUCGCCCCAAUCAACACUGUGUUUAUGCCACAAAGUUUCCAAGAGUCUCAAACAAUGUAUUAUGCUCCUUAUGCAGCCGACAGAUAUAUCUUGUUUAUGACCAAAAAAAAUUGGCAAGUUUCUGCAACUCAUAUGCAUUUCUAGCAAUUAAUAAUCGACUCUCAAACAGCUAACUAAAAACUGACAGAAAUGCCAACCUUUGCAAUGUUAACAGCAUGAUUAUAUACGAUAUAUUUUAUAUAUUAUAAACCAAACGGAACAAAACACUGAUUUCGUGCCGUGUGAAAUUUGUUUGGCUCGACCACUGCAAGCAAGACUGUUACCCUAACAUGCUUUGUACUCUUUAAGUGAGGUGAUUUGUUUUGGAACAACAGAAAGGUCGAAGCCAUCUCCUCCCAGUAUGACCAGUGCAUGACACAGACAUUUUCUUAUUAACAAAAUAACAGCACUAUUGACUAAAUAUGCAUUUAUAACCAGCUACUGUAUGAACAGAGUGCCUGAUUAGUGGCAAAAUGAAAUGUAAUCACUCCGGAUUCCUAUGCAAAAUGUAUACAAAUAUUAAGUGUUGCUACAAUCAUGAGGUUGUAUGCUGCUGUAUGACUUGAAUGCAUUUAUAUGGAUUUAUGCCAAAAAACGUCUGCUCUCUUUUUACUAACAUUUUUCAUUUAUCUUGGAGAUUAUUUACACUGUUUGCCUUGGAAUAUAACAGAGGGAUCGCUGCCUGCUGCAGAAGCUGAAGCUUAAAUGUGUUGCGGCCUUGAAUUUGUAUGAGGAACUAGAAAGUGGCAAGGGAUGAAAAAUGCAUAUGAAAUGGAAUGAAAUUAAUAAAAUGCUUUGAAAACAUGGAAGAUGAAAAGAAAACUGGAGCUGAGAGCUGAAGUGCAUCAGAUGAAGAGGCUGAACCAUGUUGGUGAAACAGCUGGAAGUCAAAUGAUACACAACCAAAUAUGAAAUCAGAAAUAAAAUGCAUUUAAACUAUG